AUGACCGUCAAUACCCCUCCUCUUUCAAAGACCUCGACCAUUGUCAUUCUGGGCGCAACAGAAUAUGAUGAGCCGCUGUAUACGGAACUAGCACUCGAGGCACUCAAUGCUUGGCGAGGUCCAGAAUGGGGAGGAAUCUUUCAUGAAACGGGACGCAUCGUGACAACUCUAGGGGACCCACUAGCAGAGAAGCACCUCAAAGAGUCGUAUGAGAAUCUCAAGAAGGCCGGACAGGCUGGUAGCCUCGAGCUGGUGGCGGGCAAAGAGCAGAUUGCCAGGCACGCUCCGCAGCUCCGUGAUGCAGACGGCAUCGAGAACUGGAAGGGCCUUUGGAACAGCCAAGGCGGCUGGGCCCAUGCCAAAAACUCUCUAGAGAAAUGGGGCAAAGCAGCACAGGACAUGGGUGUUGAGUUCAUAUCAGGGUCCAAUGGCACUAUGAUUGGGCUGAGCCUCGACAAUUCGGGCAAGCUUGACGGGAUCAAGGUUGCGUCCGGCGAUGUUGUCUGUGGGGAUAGGUAUAUCCUCUGUACUGGAGCUGCAUCGCCCGAGGUUCUACCUGAAUUGUCACGGGAGAUGUGGACAAAGUGCUGGUCUUUGGCUCACAUUGAGCUGAACGAUGAGGAGGUUGCCCAGUGGAAGGGAAUUCCCGUCGUGGACAAUUUUGAGCUGGGCUUCACAUUCGAACCAGAUCCAGAAACCAAGUGGAUGAAGAUCUGUGACGGAUCCCCAGGUUAUCAGUACCGAAUCGGCACGUACACUGAUCCCUCGGGUAAGGUGGAACACUACUCAAUUCCUCGAUACGCGAGCGCACACCCCGACGACGGGAUCCCCGAUGAAGCAGCUACAGCAAUCAAUAAGUUUAUUGAUACAGUCAUGCCGCAGUUCUCCGGUCGACCGCUGCUAGGUGCGCGAGUCUGCUGGUGCACCGACUCUCCUGACUCUCACUGGCUCAUCGACAACCACCCGAAACAUCCAUCGCUACUUCUGGCGACUGGAGACUCCGGCCAUGCUUUCAAGAUGUUUCCAAUCAUAGGCGACUACAUUGCAGAUGCCUUGGAGGGCAAAGAAAGGGGGCUAAGGAAGGAAUGGAAGUAUGGCAACAGAAAGUCGAAGCCUGUCGCUACGAGGCCUGGUACGGAGGUGAAAGACCUCAGAGAUAUUAUGCACCUCGAGGCUGCAUAA
Colletotrichum fioriniae is the source of this 1182-nucleotide messenger RNA. NCBI's taxonomy places the organism in Eukaryota, Fungi, Ascomycota, Sordariomycetes, Glomerellales, Glomerellaceae. The record is from RefSeq and is a predicted model, not a curated record.